CUGAGCAGUGUCAAAGAACGUUUAUCGUCUGGUGAGCUUCGAGUGACAAAGGACGAAAUAGAAGACGAUAUUGGGCGUAGUGAAAUACCACGGUUUCUGAGUGACAUCUCAGCAGACAGCAGCUCACAGUUAUUGCAGAAAAUGUCAACAGAGCUAGAUGAAUAUGUUCUACGGCAACAGUACUUUUUGCAACAGCAGAAUCAGCAACGUAUUUUUGCGAUGUUGCAGGCAGCUCAAAGUUCUGGCAGUAACGGUCUCGGAUUCAUCUUGCCAACAGCAAACACAUAUGAACAACUGUUAAAUGGUUCAGUGUUGGCUAACAACAACGCUGCGCUUCGGGCGUCUCAGCUGCUCUCUCAAAACCUGGUUGCUAGUCUUGCGGCUACAGUACAGCGUUCGGGCGUCACAGGUACGGGAACUGAAAAGGCAGCCCCAGAAACUCCGUUGAAUUUGUGUAAAAUUGAUGUUGAUAACCCAACGGAUUUGUCGAAGCCGCGCCCCAUCUGUAUUUCUUCGCCGCCGAAGUCGAACGCAUUUUCGGCUUCAAAUUCAUCGAGCCAACAGAUGCCACGUCUACCGUUUAGCUCAAUUAGUCAUGCUCUUGGCUCAGAAACAUCGGCGUUUAGCAGUCAUUCGCCGGUUUCAUCAGGAAAAAGUUCACCAGGUGGAGGGAGCGCUGCUACCGAUACGGUCACGAAUCGGAUGGUUGUUAAGUCGCCCAAUCACAUCAAAAGACCUAUGAAUGCUUUUAUGGUUUGGGCUCGAGAUGAAAGACGAAAAAUUUUGAAAGCUUGCCCAGAUAUGCAUAACAGUAAUAUAUCAAAAAUUCUUGGGUCAAGAUGGAAAGCUAUGUCUAAUACUGAAAAGCAACCAUAUUACGAGGAACAAUCAAGGUUAAGCAAACUGCACAUGGAACAGCAUCCUGAUUACCGAUAUCGCCCGAGGCCGAAGCGUACUUGUGUAGUAGAUGGCAAAAAAGUGCGAAUAAACGAGUAUAAAUCAUUAAUGAAGAACAAGAUCACAGCUCGAACCAGUGACUGGAAUGCUGAUUCAGAACAGCAAAGCUCUUUGAGUCCAAGAAUCCAGAAUUCACAUUUGUCGCCAUCGCUUCUGCCAAAUGCAUCGUCGAUUGCUACCAAAUCGCUUAUGUCACAUUCCACAUUUCCGACGGUAGAUUUAGCAGGUCUCAAUGGAGCGGCGUUAUUGGCUGAUUUGGCACAUCAUCGACGUUUGCUUCAAACUGCAGAAUAA
This is a messenger RNA of Enterobius vermicularis (human pinworm), 1251 nucleotides long. NCBI's taxonomy places the organism in Eukaryota, Metazoa, Nematoda, Chromadorea, Rhabditida, Oxyuridae. The record is from the annotation of a GenBank genome assembly.